AUGUAUCGAGCAAUCCCUGUCUCGAGACAGGUCGCGUCGACUUCUGGUCGGGGAGCUGUGCGCGUUAUUCGACGGCGUCUUGCCACGGAAUCAUCGCCAUUACCAAAAAAGAAAAGGGGAAUUGUUCGGAAGGUGUUUUGGACAACCACAGCCCUCGCCGGGACCUUCUACGUCGGCAGCGCGUUUAUUGGAUUUAAUAAUCAGACCUACUAUGACUUCUUCUCCGACAACGUCCCUCUAGGUCAAUCUAUGCUGGAGUUUGCCGAGAGCCAUGGAUGGGAUACACUCACGGUUGACGACGUCGUCGAAGGUGGCAAAACCGCGGUAAUUUCAACCCAGCGUUUCAUCACCGAUACAAUCAACCGUACUCCCAGCUCACACGACGUUGUCGAGUCUGCGAAAAUUGCGGCGGAGAAGAAGGCUAGUGAGGCGAAGGCUGCAACAUUCAAAGUCAUCAGGGAAACAAAGGCAAAGGUCGAACCUGUCAUCGGUCAUGUCAAGGAGGAAAUUCGUGACGAGGUAACUAAAUUGUCCCACAAGGCUGAAGACCUCAAAGCAUCUCGGGGAGACCAGCUUGCCGGCGAAAUGGCUGAACUUGUGCGGAGGGCUGAAUUUGCCAUUGCAGGCAAACCUUACUCCCCGGACAGCACGACGCCUAUACCCUCGCCGACAGACGUCACUCCUUCCACACCAUCUCCACCUUCAAAAGAAGUUGAUAUCACCGUUUAUAGUGCUCCCCUCCCACUCGGUUUCGAACCCCCUCCUGGCUUUUCUCGCCCUUCACCCCCCAAAGCGGAAAAAACGAAAGGUCCGGAGUCAAAGCCGGAGUCGGAGGAUGUUGCUGCCGUCACCCUUCCGCUCGUUGCAUCUGCCAUAUCCUCGCUGAGUGCAUCGGAGCCCAUCAUCACGCAUCUCGCGGGAACCAUCGACAACCUCGCUUCCUACCUUGAAUCUAAUCCCAAGGCUGCAUCGAAAGCCGCAGACGUUCUUGAGUCAGCCAAAGGUGAUCUUGCCGCCCUCGUCGAAAGAAUCGAGAAAGUGAAAGAAGAGGAACGUUCUUCUCUCGAGGCAAAGCUCGACGAGCAAACUAGGGAUUAUACUCAAAGACUUCUUGAGCUGGAGAUGGAGGCACAAGACAAGCUUGAUGGUCAGGAAGAAGGUUUCAGGAGAUUCUUUGAGGAGGAGAGGGUGAAGUUCAUUCAGGCGUACCGCGAAAAGUUGAAUCACGAACUCAGGACUCAAACUGAGCUCAUCAAUGAACGGCUGAAAGAAGAGGUUAUCGCUCAAGGCAUCGAACUCCAGCGACGCUGGAUUCGUGAGAUCAAGGUUCGCGUAGAGCAGGAGCGAGGCGGCCGUCUCGCCAAACUGGACGAACUAUCUGCCCAAAUAAAACGUCUCGAAAACAUCGCUCUUGACAACUCGACAUAUCUGGACGAGAACAUUCGCAUUCACGCUCUGUGGUCUGCUCUCCGUGCAUUGAAUUCCUCCGCAAUCUCAUCACCCGUUCGAAAACCAUUUCGUGAAGAGCUUAGGGUUCUUCGACACAUGUCGGCCGCGCGAGAGGAUCCCGUCGUUACCGUGAUUCUGGAGAGUUUGGAGGGCACUGAUAUACCUGACAUCGGCGUGGAGCCAUUUGCCGAUCUGGCAUCCUGGUUUGCGAGCGAGGUAGCUCCCAAGGUAUCUCAGGUCGCUCUUGUACCCGAUGAGAAUGCAGGCGUUCUCUCUUACCUUGCCAGUCGUGCUCUUUCCAGCUUGCGGUUCAAGAGGAAUGGGCUCGUAGAAGGAGAUGAUGUUCUCAGCGUUUUGGCAAGAGCGGAGUAUUACCUGAAUGAGAAGGAUCUGGAUACUGCAACGAGAGAACUUAAUCAGCUAAAGGGCCCCGCAAAAACACUGUUGCACGAUUGGCUAGAGGCUGCACGGCGAAGAUUAGAGGUGCAGCAAGCCCUAGACGUCAUUCAAACUCAGGCAACCUUGGCCUCAUUGCUUGUUGUUUAGACCAUCACAUUCCCGAAUAGAUUAUGAGAAACCAG
This is a messenger RNA of Laccaria bicolor S238N-H82, 2030 nucleotides long. RefSeq lists its product as uncharacterized. Bases 1 to 1995 code for a protein of 664 amino acids. NCBI's taxonomy places the organism in Eukaryota, Fungi, Basidiomycota, Agaricomycetes, Agaricales, Hydnangiaceae. The record is from RefSeq and is a predicted model, not a curated record. The transcript is spliced from 4 exons. Gene Ontology annotation, cellular component: MICOS complex. Gene Ontology annotation, biological process: cristae formation.